Molecule: messenger RNA, 438 nt
Organism: Penicillium salamii
Lineage: Eukaryota; Fungi; Ascomycota; Eurotiomycetes; Eurotiales; Aspergillaceae
Source: the annotation of a GenBank genome assembly
AUGCUUAUCGGAGAGGUUGCAAACGUGUCAAACAAGCUCACUAUCAGGGCGCAUCUCCGGGCUUGUCGCAAACUUCCAUCACAAUUCACCAUGGACGACUUUGACGAAGAAGCAUUUAACAAGUUCUUUCCAUCAAGCUUUGGCAAGCAGGCCAAAACGAUCGAUGUUGAAACUCAGAUCGACCGCUCUAAGCGUGUCGAGGUCUCGGCACCGAAGACAGAAGAAAAAGAACUAAGCACAUCCGCAGCUGCUGCGCAACCAGAAGCGGGCGACGAUGAGAAAAAGGACAGUGACUCCGACAGUGAUGAUGACUCUGAUUCGGAUGAUGACGAGGACGAGUUUCCCGUAUCGCACGAGCUUGUUCUCAAAAGUCAUGAGCGUGCUGUAACCACUAUGACCGUGGACCCCUCGGGCGCACGACUAAUUACAGACUGUUGA